Thlaspi arvense is the source of this 2391-nucleotide messenger RNA. The record is from the annotation of a GenBank genome assembly. NCBI's taxonomy places the organism in Eukaryota, Viridiplantae, Streptophyta, Magnoliopsida, Brassicales, Brassicaceae.
AUGGCGAAUACGAACGCUCCCACGGCGGCUCAGCAGCAGCAAACGCCGCCUCCUCCUCCUCCUACGGCGACGGCGAUCGAUGGAUUAACGACGGACGAGCUAACAUCGAAAGCUCUGAACAAGAGAUACGAAGGGUUAAUGACGGUGAGGACAAAAGCAGUGAAAGGUAAAGGCGCGUGGUAUUGGACUCAUCUCGAACCAAUCCUCGUACGCAACACCGACACUGGUCUCCCCAAAGCCGUGAAACUCCGCUGCUCCUUGUGCGACGCCGUUUUCUCCGCCUCCAACCCUUCGCGCACCGCCUCCGAGCAUCUCAAACGCGGCACCUGUCCCAAUUUCAACUCCGUCACUCCCAUUUCCACCGUCAACCCUUCUCCUUCCCCUUCCUCCUCCUCUCCUCUCGCCCACCCUCCUCAUCAUCACCGGAAACGAAACUCCUCCGGCACCGUCACCACCGCUGUUCCUUCUCGGCUCAAUCCUCCUCCCCAGCCCAUCGGAGGCUCCUACCACGUGACGCCUAUAACCGUCGUCGAUCCUUCGAGAUUCUGCGGCGGAGAAUUGCAGUACGCCUCGCCGCCGGGAGUUGCCGGGCCGCAUUUGAUGCUCUCCGGCGGAAAAGACGACCUGGGUCCGUUAGCUAUGCUCGAAGACAGUGUGAAGAAGCUCAAAAGCCCCAAAACGUCGCACACGCAAUCUCUCACCAGAUCGCAGAUAGAAUCGGCUCUUGACUCUCUCUCCGAUUGGGUCUUCGAAUCUUGCGGGUCGGUUUCUCUAUCGGGUCUGGAGCAUCCGAAGUUUCGAGCUUUUCUGACCCAAGUCGGUAUGCCAAUCAUCUCCAAGAGAGAUUUCGCCACCACGAGGCUGGACGUCAAGUACGAGGAGGCGAGAGCAGAGUCUGAAUCCAGAAUCCGAGACGCGAUGUUCCUCCAAGUCGCAUCGGACGGCUGGAAAUCAGGCGAAUCCGGCGAGAACCUCGUGAAUUUGAUUGUGAAUCUACCCAACGGGACGAGCCUGUACAGAAGAGCGGUCCUGGUGAACGGAGCUGUGCCGUCCAACUACGCGGAGGAGCUCUUGCUGGAGACGGUUAAGGGCAUUUGCGGAAAUUCACCUCAGAGGUGCGUUGGGAUCGUCUCUGAUAAGUUCAAGACCAAAGCACUGAGGAAUCUCGAGAGCCAGCACCAGUGGAUGGUGAACCUGUCUUGUCAGUUUCAAGGGCUCAACAGUUUGAUAAAAGACUUCGUGAAAGAGCUGCCUUUGUUCAAAGCCGUGUCGCAAAACUGCCUGAGACUCGCCAAGUUCAUCAACAACACGGCGCAGAUACGAAACGCGCACUGUAAGUAUCAGCUGCAAGAGCACGGCGAGUCGAUCAUGCUUCGGUUGCCUUUACAUUGUUAUUACUACGACGAACGUAGAAGCUGUAGUAGUAGUUAUAGUAGCAAGGUUUGUUUCUUCGAGCCGUUGUUUAAUCUUCUUGAGGACGUGUUGAGUUCCGCUAGAGCAAUUCAGUUGGUCAUGCAUGAUGAUGCUUGUAAAGCUGUUUUAAUGGAGGAUCAUACGGCUAGGGAGGUGAGAGAGAUGGUCGGAGACGAAGGGUUUUGGAACGAGGUGGAGGCGGUUCACAAUUUGAUCAAGCUUGUCAAGGAGAUGGCUAAGAGAAUAGAGGAGGAGAAGCUGCUUGUAGGGCAAUGCCUGCCGUUAUGGGAUGAGCUAAGAGCUAAGGUUAAAGAUUGGGAUUCUAAGUUCAAUGUAGGAGAAGGACAUGUUGAGAAACUCGUUGAGAGAAGAUUCAAGAAGAGCUAUCACCCGGCUUGGGCCGCGGCGUUCAUACUAGACCCUCUUUACUUGAUAAGAGAUAGCACCGGGAAGUAUCUUCCUCCGUUCAAAUGUUUGUCGCCGGAGCAAGAGAAAGAUGUAGAUAAGUUGAUAACAAGGCUUGUGUCUAGAGACGAGGCACACAUCGCUUUGAUGGAGCUUAUGAAAUGGAGAACCGAAGGGCUUGAUCCCACGUAUGCACGGGCGGUGCAAAUGAAAGAGCGUGACCCGGUUUCCGGUAAGAUGAGGAUAGCGAAUCCUCAGAGCAGUAGGCUUGUUUGGGAGACGUAUCUUAGUGAGUUCAGGUCACUAGGGAAAGUAGCAGUGAGGCUCAUUUUCCUCCAUGCGACUACUUGUGGUUUCAAGUGCAACUCCUCUCUUUUGAAAUGGGUGAACUCGAACGGGCGGUCACAUGCAGCCAUAGAUCGAGCACAAAAGCUUAUCUUUAUAUCAGCCAAUUCGAAAUUCGAGAGGAGAGAUUUCUCUAAUGAAGAAGAUAGGGAUGCAGAGCUUCUCGCCAUGGCUAAUGGUGAUGACAAUUUGCUAAACGAUGUUCUUGUCGAUACAUCCUCGGUGUGA